Messenger RNA from Triticum aestivum (bread wheat), 907 nucleotides. RefSeq lists its product as uncharacterized. The transcript has 3 exons. Bases 313 to 795 code for a protein of 160 amino acids. The record is from RefSeq and is a predicted model, not a curated record. Lineage: Eukaryota; Viridiplantae; Streptophyta; Magnoliopsida; Poales; Poaceae.
CUACGAGGUGCUUCCACCGCCACAGGAUCGGGUUGGAUCCAACGCGCGGCCGGCCGAAAACUGGGCCGGUCCGCCGGCUGCAAACAUUUCCCAUCGAAGAGAGGUAGAUCUUGCGGUGGAAAAGGUGACUGAUCCAGCCCGGGUGGAAGCCUACCAAACCAUAACCCGUUGUAGCAAUACACGCCGAGUUGCGAUGGAGCAACCCCAUUGCGUCGUGGACAUCGAACAAGGCGUCGCCGUGUGUGUGGUAUGCCUGCAGCCCUUGGGUAGCCACGGGUCGGUGCGGCCAUCGCGCUCUUUGCCCCCAAAUGCAUGGUCUCUGUCCGGGUCGCGGACAACAAAAGACAGUGCUGCGUGUGUGGAGCCUCGUGCCCCAAGGUGGUCGUCACCAGGGCCAACGCCUGGGACGCCUCGCUCCUCUCCCAGAUGCCGUUCGCGAUGCGAGAAGGCGACCACGGCCGGUACUGGUACAACAGGAGGACGGGGGGCUACUUCGACGACUACCAGCAAUAUCACGCCGUGCAACGCGCGUCCGACAUAAUACCGCUGCCCUUCUAUCAGCCCACGAUUAUGUUCCUGCUCGUUUACGCUGCCAGUUUCUUCUUUGGAGGAGUUCUCGGCCAUGCCUUGGCGAUGAAUGCAAAGCAUACAUGGUCCAGAGUGAUGGCUUAUGCUGUGUGCAUUUUGGUUUGCCUGAUCAUAGCUAGCUCCUUAUGGUGCGGGCCCAGGUACUGCUGUAACGUGGAGGAAUCCAAAAACGCCGAGAUGGACCAAACUUCAGGCAAUAGGAAUUGAAUUAGUACGUGAAUUUUGCUAAUUAGUAUGUGCUCAUGAGCAAACCGUCAUUAGCUACCUACAUAGGCUGCUGGGUGUGUCCACCGCCUUAGUACUUGUAUAUAGCCUACAA